AUGUCUGAAACCGAAGUCUCAAUCUCCUCAACCAGCUUCGUCAACGGAGCCACCUACUCCAUCAAAGUCUCCGGCUCCGGCGCUCUAAGCGUUGUCCCCGGCAAAUACAACGACCACGAAGUCCACAUGCGCAUCUGGGAAAAAGCCCGCAACCAGCUCUGGCGCGCAGAGGCAAACAACGACGGCUUUGGAUUCCGCAACGCUAGUACCGGCAAGCUCUUGGGCGUGAACAAGAACGGGGAUAUCUCGUGUGAUGCGAGUGACCUGAAUAGUUGGGAGAGAUUCAAGUUCGAGGGUGCCGGUGAUGGUACACUCUUCUCUCUCAUUUAUAAUGGGUCGCAACAGUAUCUGUACCAGCCUGCUCAGUGGGAUUCGCUUCAGGUUACUGAGCACAGAUCACUUGCUGCUAAUAUUACCGUUACGCGGGAAUAG
Molecule: messenger RNA, 432 nt
Organism: Penicillium manginii
Lineage: Eukaryota; Fungi; Ascomycota; Eurotiomycetes; Eurotiales; Aspergillaceae
Exons: 1
Coding region: 1-432 (143 amino acids)
Source: RefSeq, a predicted model, not a curated record